AUGGAUGAAGAGUUGCACAAUUUCACAUCAAAUAAAUUAAACAGUAGGGAAGGAAGUAGACAGACACAUAGCGCGACGGCGGCGAUCGCGGCGCUGGCGACGGCGAUCCAGCUCAUCGCGCUGGCAGAGGCGCCAUUGCCCGGGGACGGCGGCUGGGCCGGCGCUGCAGACGGAUGUGUUGAGACAGGGAAGGACGGGGCGGCGGAAGGAACGGAAGACGGCGGAGCGGAAGGAGAGGCGACGGGCGAUACGGAGGGAUACUUGGCGGGCGGCGAGGAAGCCGGGGGGAGGAGCGGCGGCGAGGCGGAAGGCGGAAGGAACGGCGGCGGCAGAGAGGGAGACACGGCGAGGGGAGGCGAGGCUCCCGAUGCGGGAGGAAGGGACGGCGGCAGGACGAUAGGGGAGACGGGCAGGGGCGCGAAGGGAGCCGCUGCGGUCGGAGGCUUGACGGGGGCGGGGCCCGGGCCCUGGGCAGAGGAGGCGACGGCGAGCAGCGCCACCGCAAGAGCGAUCGCGGAGAGAAGAAGCGAGGCGUCGGCCAUGGUAAUGUCUUGAGAUGAAAGGGUUUGCGCUAGGUUUGGCACGAGAAUUAAUGAAGCAUCGAGAGAUAUUAAUACACAUCUCGUAAAGCGUUUAAUUUGAAACGCUAUUCCUAAAGAAGAGCCGCUUUUGGUGGUUAUCGACGAUAAUUAUCGUUGAAUUAAAUCACUAAAUGCCUUUUUAAUUGGCUCGGGAUAGAAAUUAGACGUGAAUGAGGAGAGUCGUACGGGACGAUGGGGAUUGGAUCGGACGAUCAGGUUUAAAGAGCGGCGGAGAACACGGAGAUCUAACGGCCAGGAAUGCAUGGAAAAAUGUGAACACUUCGAUACGUGUUGGUGGAAUUUCCAGCAUGAAAUCAAGAUAUUUAAUUAGUUAUUGAUUAAGCAGUGGCCUAAAAGUCUAAUUAUUUUACGGUUUUUCUUUUUAAAAAUUACAUAAAUUAUGAUAUAAUAUGUUCCAUUAAAUUGAACGUAAUUUAAAAGGCAUUAAGAAUUGUAAUUGAUUAUACUCUGACA
This is a messenger RNA of Zingiber officinale, 1055 nucleotides long. Its product is annotated as glycine-rich cell wall structural protein 1.0-like. The transcript has 3 exons. The record is from RefSeq and is a predicted model, not a curated record. NCBI's taxonomy places the organism in Eukaryota, Viridiplantae, Streptophyta, Magnoliopsida, Zingiberales, Zingiberaceae. Bases 1 to 555 code for a protein of 184 amino acids.